CGCCACUAUUCAGAUCUCAACCGCCCACUCAAAAAUUCUUCGUCAUCUUCUUCGCGAAAAAUUCUCAAAAAUCUGCAAGAACCCUAAGCCUUUAUUUCUCAAAUCUUCACCCAAAUUUCUGAGAAAAUGAAGGUUGUCGGUGCAAAUGUCCACUUUCAGAAGUUAGAAGCCAAGUGCUCAUCUCCAACAUUCUUCCAAAACUAUCUGCAGAUGAUAGCUGCUCAAGAACUCUCCGAAUUUCUUCAAAUGGAGAUUCGCCUCAAAUUCGAGGAAGAUGUUCUUGAAUUCUACAGAAAUGGAGAAAUCAAAUCUGCUCAGUCAAAGAAAAAUCCACAGAGCACAUUUCCAGUCAUCAAGUCCACUGUUGGAGGCUCAAAGGUGAAGCUUUCGCAGAAGAAAUUGGGAAGAAAGCUUCGCCUUCCCAAUUCUGGAGUUGAAGUUGGGAAAUUUCUAGUCAAAAAUCUGAACUGGAACAUCAUUGGAAUUUCUGGGCGAACUCCUUCUGGCCCAGCAAAGAAAGCAGAUCUGAACAACGAUUACAAGUUGAUUUUGGAACUGGUCAUCGCCUGCCUCGAAUGUGGGAGUGGAGGUCAUGCCGAUGACAUCACCCAGGAGAGAGCCUUCAUCAUCAACGCUCUCAUUACCAAAACUAAG
Cuscuta campestris is the source of this 654-nucleotide messenger RNA. NCBI's taxonomy places the organism in Eukaryota, Viridiplantae, Streptophyta, Magnoliopsida, Solanales, Convolvulaceae. The record is from the annotation of a GenBank genome assembly.